Limanda limanda (common dab) is the source of this 693-nucleotide messenger RNA. RefSeq names its product synaptogyrin 3a (gene syngr3a). The coding region runs from base 1 to 693 and encodes 230 amino acids. The transcript is spliced from 4 exons. Gene Ontology annotation, cellular component: synaptic vesicle membrane; neuromuscular junction. The record is from RefSeq and is a predicted model, not a curated record. Lineage: Eukaryota; Metazoa; Chordata; Actinopteri; Pleuronectiformes; Pleuronectidae.
AUGGACGGAGUGGGAUCGUUCGGAGCGGGCCGGACCGGGUCCAGCAUCGACCCCAUCGCCUUCGCCAAGCAGCCGCAGACCAUCCUCCGGGUGCUGUCAUGGAUAUUUUCCCUGGUGGUCUUCGCCUCCAUCGUGAACGAGGGCUACGUCAACAUGGGCAGCGAGCGUCUCCACUGCGUCUUCAACAAGAACGCCGACGCCUGUAACUACGGCGUGUUCAUGGGCCUGGUGGGCCUGCUGGCCUGCUCCUUCUUCUUCCUUCUCGACUUCAAGUUCUCCUCCAUCAGCUCUGUCAAAGACAGGAAGAAGGCCAUCAUGCUUGAGGUUGGCUUCUCAGGUUUCUGGACCUUCCUGUACUUUGUAAGUUUCUGUUUCCUGGCCAAUCAGUGGUCUCGGACCACGGCUGAUGAGCUGCCACUCAACGCCGGGGCGGACGCAGCUCGGGCAGCCAUCACCUUCUCUUUCUUCUCCAUCAUCACUUGGGCGGGUCUGACUGUGCGUGCGGUCCAGAAGUAUCUGCUGGGCACAGACAUGACCCUGUUCACCACGGAGCACAUGGAUGGCGGCGCACCCACCCAGCCGUACCCCUCCAAUUCACCAGUAGGCGUAACCGCGGAGACCACAGAGACCUACCAGAGCCCCCCUUUCACUGAGAACAACGCAGCCCCCACAUACCAGGUUCCCAUUUACUAG